Gambusia affinis (western mosquitofish) is the source of this 8361-nucleotide messenger RNA. RefSeq names its product metal transporter CNNM1-like. Gene Ontology annotation, biological process: magnesium ion homeostasis; transport. The transcript has 10 exons. The record is from RefSeq and is a predicted model, not a curated record. Bases 1394 to 4096 code for a protein of 900 amino acids. Gene Ontology annotation, molecular function: transmembrane transporter activity. Gene Ontology annotation, cellular component: plasma membrane. NCBI's taxonomy places the organism in Eukaryota, Metazoa, Chordata, Actinopteri, Cyprinodontiformes, Poeciliidae.
UAGGUUACGCUGAAACAAAGGAGACAGAACUAGACAUAGAACCACAAAAGGAAAUUAUUGCUUCAUUUUUAUUAUCAUUGAAACAAUGCCACAUUUUGUCUGAAGGUUAAAUUAUCUGAUAUCUGCCCAGGAACAUUGACUAUGUUAAAGAGUAAUACUUUUCUUCGGGCUCACUGAAAGGACAUGAUUUGAUGUUUGAUGUGGUUAAAUAGUGUGAACGUUUUGUUGGGUCCCACAAAGCAGGACAGAGAUGCGUUUCUGCAUAAAUAAACCUGAAUAAAUAAAUGACUUUAACCAACUUUCCCAGAGAAACACCUAAACAGCGCCCUCAUGUGGGCACAAAUUCUAAUUAAAUACACAUUAGAUAGAGAAUAUUAACAGCACAUUCAAUUUCAGGACACUUUGUAAGACUAUCAAGUUCAGCUUACAUAAAAAAUAUACUGUCAUUUUAACCCAAACAAAGUUACUUACAUGCAUGCCUAUAAAACAAUACAUGUUGCUAUGCUAGUUUCCUUUUCCUCUUUCUGUCUUUAUUCUUUCUUUUGGAUUAUUCUAGAAGAAACAUCUGACUGGCAACUCAAUUUUAAUCCAAAUUUUGUAAAGUUCUUCACUGUGUGGCCAGAGAAUUGGUGUAACUCGUGUCUGAGGAUUCAGUUUGUAGUGCAAAGAACAGAUCCGUCAUGCCGUGUAAAUAUGGGCUCAUCUUCAUAAAAGCAAGAACUCCUCCAAAAUACAGUUACUUUGAGCUUUUAAAUCACCGAAAACAAGAUGGAUAACUUCAGACAUCUGCAAUUUUCUGAUCUGUCAAACAUGAAUUACCGUCUCUGUGAUUGUUCCAACGCUUUUGUUGUUGAAUCUGAUCAUGAGUAGAGAUUAAACAAACAAAAAAAAUACUUUCACGUGGAGAGGAUAUUUAUACAAUUUUAACGGCAGAUAAAGAGAACGAAAAGAUGAACAUCUAUAACAAAGAAAGGUAACUGUGGUAGUUUUAGUGUGAUAAAACAAUUAAAGAUGUCUGAAAAGACGGAAAGCCUAGAAAACUUUUGCUCAACAAAAAUCUUGUUUCUGGUAAACUACCCAAGGAAAAGACAACUUUUCCUCUCUGACAUCUGUAAAGUGCGGCUGUUUAAUCCGCCGUUUGCCUGCAGGACGUCAUCAUAAAACGGCGCAGAGAUUUUGAAAAGAGCAAAAAUAUCAACUACUGAGCUCGCGCCUAUUAUUAGAAAGUGACGUAAUGGCGCUGAUGGCGCAUCUCCUCCGCUGUUUUGCAUCGCCGGAAUCAGCACCGUUAAAACGGAUUCCUGAUUGUCCCUCCUUUUCCCACAUGGACCGGAACCAGGCGGCACCACGUGACUCCGGAUCCCCGGACUGAGCCAGUUCAUCACACCGCAUCAUGGCUGCGGAGGAUGAGGCCGCGCGGUGCUGCCUCAGGUCCCCGCAGUCCCGCGGGGCUCCGCACUCUCUGUCCCGCUGCCUGUGGCUCCUGCUCGGCCUCUGCUGGCUGCUGCCCACCCCGGCUCUCUGCCUGCUCGGCUUCCGUCCAGAGGAGACCGGAGCGGAGCUGUCCGUGGACGACGGGGUGCUGAAAGCCACGGAGGGAAUCCGCUUCAUGCUGCGGGUGUACUACUCCACCUCCACGCAGAGGCUCAACCGCACCGCGGGGACCCGCGCCAACAAUGCCGCGCCCUGGAUCGCCUUCAUCGAGGAGCCGAGUCCCGGCAGAGAGGGACAGGUCCACCCCAAGAGGAACAUGUGCAUGGACAAGAACGCCAGGACGUCCGACAUCGAGGUUUUAGGUUCCUUCAAGUCUGCUUCCAGUCAGAACUCAGUGCUGGUCGAGCUGCUGGCCAAAGACUUGCGAAGAGGGGAGAAGAUUAAGUAUUACUCCAUGUGCGCCUUCGACGGGUCCAAGUGGGAACACUACCGGACAAGAGACUUCUGGGUCGCCGUGACAGAGCGCUCUGCUGUCCCGGAGCUCUGGCUGCAGGUCCUGGUCUCCGUCCUGCUGCUCGGCUUAUCGGCUCUUUUCAGCGGACUGAACCUCAGCCUGCUGGCACUCGACCCGGUGGAGCUGCAAGUCCUGCAGAACAGCGGCACCGACAAGGAGCAGAACUACGCGCGGAAGAUUGAGUCUGUGCGUCGGCAUGGGAACUACGUCCUGUGCACGCUGCUGCUGGGCAACGCGAUCAUCAACGCGUCUUUGGCGGUGUGGAUGUGCCAGAUCCUGGGCAUGACCUGGCUCUCCACGGUCAUUUGCGCCUUUGGCAUCUUCUUCAUCGGGGAGAUUCUUCCUCACUCCGUGGCAUCGCGUCACGGCCUGGCCAUCGCGUCCAAAACCAUCUGGGUGACGCGGCUGCUGAUGGUGCUCUCCUUCCCCAUCUCCUACCCCAUCAGCAAACUGCUGGACCUCAUUCUCAACCAGGAGAUCUCCAACUUCUACACCAGAGAGAAACUGCUGGAGAUGCUGCGCGUCACAGACCCGUACCACGAUCUGGUGAAAGAGGAGCUGAACAUCAUCCAGGGCGCGCUGGAGCUGCGCACCAAAACGGUGGAGGACGUCCUGACGCCGCUGAGCGACUGCUUCAUGCUGGCGUCGGACGUGGUGCUGGAUUUCAACACCAUGUCAGAGAUCAUGGAGAGCGGGUACACCAGGAUACCGGUGUUCGAGAACGAGAGGUCCAACAUAGUGGACAUCUUGUUUGUCAAGGACUUGGCCUUCGUGGACCCGGACGACUGCACUCCGCUGAAAACCAUAACGCAGUUCUACAAACACCCGCUGCACUGCGUCUUCAACGACACCAAGCUGGACGCGAUGCUAGAGGAGUUUAAAAAAGGAAAGUCUCACCUCGCCAUCGUGCAGCGCGUGAACAACGAGGGCGAGGGCGACCCGUUCUACGAGGUGAUGGGCAUCGUCACCUUGGAGGACGUGAUUGAGGAGAUCAUCAAGUCGGAGAUUCUUGAUGAGACGGAUCUCUACACUGAUAACCGGACAAAGCGGCGGGUUUCCCACCAUGAGAGGAAGCAGCAGGACUUUUCCAUCUUCAAACUGUCGGAAAAUGAAAUGAAAGUCAAGAUUUCCCCUCAGCUGCUCCUGGCAACACAUCGCUUCCUCUCCACAGAGGUGGAGCCCUUUAAACCUGCGCACAUCUCAGAGAAGAUCCUGCUGAGGCUCAUCAAGCACCCCAGUGUGGUCCAGGAACUCAAAUUCGAUGAGAAGAACAAACGAGCUCAGAACCACUUCCUCUUCCACCGUAACAAACCAGUCGACUACUUCAUCUUAGUUCUGCAGGGCCAAGUUGAGGUGGAGUUUGGCAAAGAAGCGCUGAAGUUUGAGAAUGGGGCUUUUUCUCACUUUGGAGUACCUGCCAUUAUGUCAACUGUCCACAGAUCGCCAUCCCACAGCAGCGGUUUGGAGCGCUCUGAGUCCAUGCUGUACGCCGGAAGUUUGGGUCAGCUGAACGGAGGAGGGAACUUCUACCUGCCGGACUACUCCGUCAGGCAGCUCACCCCCCUGCAAAUUAUCAAGAUUACACGUAGCCACUACCAGAACGCGCUGACAGCCACUAGGAUGGACAUCUCCCCUCAAACUCCUGACGCUGACAUCCGCCUGGCAGAGGCCAACACCCCGACCCCUGACCCUUCAGCCACAGGCAAUGCUGCUACGCUCAUGCCCUUUGAGCCGACCACAGCCACCCUGCUGCCUCCGCCCAGGGAGCUCAGCCGGCCCAGCUCGGCCCGCACCAGAGGACAACAGUCCAGCGUCCCACACAGCACCUCAGUGCUGAAUGAGAAGAACCACAUUGUCCGCAGUAAGUCUGACGGUCAGAAGAGUCCCAGUGAUUCUGUGUUCCUCAGGAUGGAUGAGAUCCCAUACAUCCGAGAGGACCGAUCAGAGACCGACACACACUCAGACAUGGCCUCGGUUCCCAUAGAAACAGACACAUCGCCUUUCAUCAGCAGCAUGUCGCUGAGCGGCUCAGAGGACACGCUGGGCAAGAAACUGCUUCUCAAACUGAGUCACAAGAAACGGAAAAAAUCCCGUGAAGGAGACAAAACCCCAGAGGACAUUUCAGAGCAGCCGCUGGUGAAAACCUAGCGGUGACUGUGAAACAGCAGAAGACGGCAUCAUCUAACGGCUUCAUAAAGACUACAACUAUCAGAGUUUUAUCUGAAAACACACAUGCGCACUGACAGUGACUUCAAACGAAACCUACCGGAGUUCGCUGGUCAAUGAGAUCAUUUUUUUGACUUCAGGUUGUGAAUUAGAAAUAAACUAUAGCCUCUCAUCUUUACCACUCCACAUUUUUCACAUACAGCUGACAUGCGGCGGGCGUUUCUAAUAUUUCUGUUGACAUGAAAGUCACUACAGAUGACGGUAACAACACAAAUCAUCCACAUACAAAGGGAUCAGAGGCUGCCUUCACAUUGCAGCUCGGACGGAAGUGACCCAUUUUUUUUACUUUAAUGAGAUCUGUAUCUGAUCUUUUCAUAAGUCUGUUAAGAAUUUGACCUGGCCCACUUGGAUAUCUGAGAUAUAUCCGAUCUUUUGAAAUAAAUCUGAACGUCCAGGUCGCCUUCAUCCGACCUGAACGAAAAACAACAACCAUGGCGGAUUAUAAUAAUGGUUAAGCUGUUAAUAUACUGGCUCAGGUCGGACAACAACUUCUAAAUCGUAAGCUAUGCUCCUCCGUUAGCAUCCAUGUUUUCUUGAGUAAACGCUGAACACUUCUUCUUCUUUAUGGCGGUUGGCAAAACACUGAGCUGUGUGACAUUAUUGUGCCCUCUACUGCGCUUUCCUACUUUUCAUUCUAUUGGCUGAGACGGUUGCCAGGCAACAGUGCUUUUUGUUUUGGGAGAGAGCAGAAAAUGAUUUGCAAGCAAGCAGAGAUUUGAUCCGAGCCGAGACAAGUUUUGAGCGAGAGGAGAAAGGUUUGAGAGAACACAGUGAAUAUUUGAAAGGGAGCAGAAGUUUUGAGAAAUGAAGUUUGUUUUCAGACCAGUGCUCUUAUGGCAAUAAAAAUUCCCCCAUAAAAUUUGUUUAAAGAUUUUAUUAAAGCCACAGAAAUACUUGGAGUUUAGUUUAGUCAUAGUAAAUAAUGAUUUUUGCACAUCACUCAAACCACACCGUCCUAAAAGGGAAUUAUGUCUUCAAUAGUUUAUUACUGUAUCGUUUAAUUCUCUGCCCAUAGCUUCAUUAUUUGAGUAAUUUGAUUUGAUUAAAUUGCCUGUACGGGUUGUUUUAGUUGUUAUUGACAUUUUGGUGUACAUUUCAUGCCAAUGGAAACAUUUGGAACCUGUUUACUGAGAAAAAAAUGUUGGAUACUUAUUUUAAGUAUUUAUGAAGGACUAAUUGAAUGUAAAAAAAUACGUAUAGCUGAGUUUUCAUGCACUUUCUGGGUGGAGAUAACAGGAAUGUUGGCACAGAGGAAACACACCAAAGACUCCAAACUUGUUGCUGUUUGGUACCUGCAGCUCCAGGAGACAUUCAACGAAACACCACUGCUCACUUUGAUUGUCUUUACACAUUAAUACCACAUAAUGUAAUCUAUAAAUAUGUUUUCUGUUUUCUGUCAAGAACAUUUAUGGUUAUAUUGAAUGGUAUGGAAACAUAACAUGGAGUAAUGUAUGGAGCUAAAUUGGGACCAUAAAGUUUGUUCAAAAGGAUAAAGGAUGAAAGUGAAAAAAAGAAAACUGAAAGGAGUCCUUCAAUCAGAAAAGUAGUUUUGAACAUUUUGUCUGUUUCACGUCAUUUUUUCAGUUUUAAAUCUUCAUUUUCACUUAACAUUUUUUUUCAGUUGCAAAUGUUCAUAUUUUUCUGUUCAAAACCUGUUUUCAGUUUCAAAAUGAUUUUGUUUCAAAUCCUUUUCUAUUUCAAAUCUUUUUUUUUUUUUUUUCAAAUUCAAAACUUUUUUUCCGCUGGAAUGUUUUUUGUUUCAAAUCUUUUUCUUCUGUUUCAAAAUAAUUUAUCAGUUUAAAACAUUUUUUCAGUUCCAAAAUAAUUGUUCUGUUUCAAAACUUUUUUGUUUCAGUUUAAAUUUUUGUUUUAAAAACUUUAUGGUCCUGAUUUUGUUCUGCCAUAUUUUCAUUUUACAGUUUUUCUUCUUUUGGUUUAAAUUUUUUUUUAUUUCAUAUCUUUUUUUUUUUUUGCUUCAAACUUUUUUUUGUUCAAAACUUUUUUUUGUUCAAAACUUUUUUCAGUUUAAAAAUAAUUUUGUUUCAAAUCUUUUUUUUUUCAAAUUCAAAACUUUUGUUCAGCUUGAUUAUUUUUGUUUCAAAUCUAUCUCUUCUGUUUCAAAAUAAUUGUUCAGGUUCAUUUCAAAUCUUUUGUUACAGUUAAAAUUUUUCUUUUAAAAACUUUAUGGAUUUGAUUUCGCUCCACGGUGGAGCGAAAUCUUGGUAUUUAAUUUUUUUCCCCCCCAUUGUUUAAAUGUUUCUAUCAAUCUGUCUUUAUGUUCUUUCAGCUCUGAUUUCAGAGAGAACCAGUUGCCUGCAGAUCCUUUAAAAAAAGAGCUUAAUGUUUGUCUUUAACAGCUUGAAACUGAUCAUCUUCUAUAUUCGUUUCUAUUUCACAAUCAGCUGUUAAACGAAGUGGAAGUGAUUGGGAAAAGCAGCUACUCAGCCAUAGAGUAGAGAGUGAUUGGAGAGUCAUUUAUCCUUCAGAUCAGCUCAGAAACGUUUCAGAAAGAGCUUCAUUGACUGGGUUUCCAUUGUUCGUAAAGCUCUGGUUUGUCCUGCUGGGAAGAAGUUUCACUGGUUUGUUUUGACUCUUCCAGUGUCAGUGAAAUUCUGAUGUUUUUAAGCUUUACAUUAUUUUAUAAAAUUAUGUCCUCAUCAAACACAAACCUGGAAAGUUGCCUUGAAUCUUUCAUGCAUGUUUGAGAAUUAAUCUCCAUGGCAACCAUUCAGCUGUGCAAAACGCCUGGGCGGACUUAGCCCCGCCUUCGAGGGACUGCUCCUCCUACGAACUGCAGUUUCCAAGCUUCUGAGCUUCACCACGACUCUCCCAAUUCGGCUCCUUCAGACUAGCCAGCACCUAUUAGCAAGUGCUAAUUUGUGCAUCUUAUGAGCUCAUUAUAUGAGCUACUUCUCAGUGAAACAUUGGUAAAAACAUUGUCAAACGGUUAACAGAGGUGCGUCUUGGUGAUAACCUGAAGGUGGAGUUUCAGAAAGAGCAGGAGUUUUUAGAGACAGCGGCCCAAUUUCAAGGUUUGAAAUUACAAAAUCAAAUUUGUUUGAAGUCAUAUUUGACUUAUACAAAUUUUCUAUAACAACUGAACCAAUAAAAUGGCAUCAUGUGACUGGAGAACAAAAUGCUGCCCCUUUAAUUCUGCAGCUAAUGCAGGAAAGGUUUGAGUAUUGGCCCUUAUGAAAGAGUGUCCAAAAACAUGCUCAUAAGAACAUGGAUGAGCAAGUUUAGAUUUCAGUUUGUGAGUCUAGGCAGCUCAUCCAACAUCAGCGUCUGACCUCACACAUGCUCUCUUUGAAGCUUGGAAAAAUAAUAAAAUAAACACUCCUAAAUCUUUCUCAUAUGACUAGAAGCUGUUGGAUACAAAACGUGGGCCAACUCCGUGUGAAAGCCAAAUGUCAGGUCAUUAAAGUUCAUGUGUGCAAAGCUAAGCGUCUCAAUAUGUUUGUCAACUUGGUGCAUGCCACAGUUUGUUUCUGCUGCCCUCUAGUGGCUAGAAAAUCUGCUCCAACUAAUUUGAGUGAAUGCUAUAAAAAACCUCUCAGUUGUGGCGUUUGAGGUAAUUUUUUCCAACAUUGACUGCUGCAGCAGUUUCUUUUUUAAAUUUACAUUAGUCAGCACUUCUGUGUCUUUGACUCUAUUUAGCAGAAAUGCUUUUAUCAGAGUGAUAUGAGACAGCAGCUCAGACAAAUAAAAGAUAAUAGUUAGAUUGUUUUAUUUUCUUUAGAAUGGAUUUAUUCAGCUAACGUUUUCUAUACACUGAACCACUUUAAACUCCCACCACUGGAGCCGAGACUUUUAAUUAUGAAUGUAAUCCAUUAUCUCUGCAUUCAUUACAGGACGGGAACUGAAAACAUCACUCUCACAAUCUCUUUUUUCUUUUUGUUGGGUCUAAAUCUGGAAGCUGCAUGUCGUAUAAAAUGUAGCUUAUUAAGCCAGGAAAGAUUUUAAAAAAAUGAAACAAACAGUAAAGUUUCAACUAUGUAAUUUUCACAUUAUAUGGCUCUGAAUAGCGGAUGAUUGUAACAAACCAAAACCAAGGCUGAUUUUGCUGGAAAAGGUCUCUUCCUCUAAAAAGAUCAUUUUUCUCUCCACUGUGGCCUCAUGCUUGCUCAGAAAGAGGAACUGCUGCAAUCAGAAGCACUUCCUUAGCAGGAAAACGUUUAGCAGAAGGG